CGGAAGCUAAGUUGGGUUGGUGACGAACGGGACUGCAGAGCGCCCGGGCACCUGUGCUGCCGUCGGGACUUGAAGCAAAUCAGGCUUGCAAAGAUUUCGACGGUGCAACACCAUGUGAAGAAGGGUGCACAGCAUUCAGCGUAUGGAAGGACGACUUACUUGAUAGCAAAUCAAUUGAUUGCCUUGGUUCCCAAUGGCGUUAAGCCACCAGCUGCUGCGGCGGCUCCCCUUCUCGGAGUCGACAACACCGCUCCAGGCUCUGACGUACCUGCUCGGCAUCUCCCUCUUCAGCAUCUCGUUCCUCGUCUUCCUCAACAGCAGCGUCUCGUUCGUCAUUACAGACCUGAUUGGCGUCAAAGAGGGCGUGGGCGACGUUGUUGGAACACUGGGCUUCGUUGACGAGGUAGUGGCUCUGAUCGCCUGCCCUGUCUGGGGCCUCGUCUCGGAUCGAGCCGGCGUGCGGAAUGUCGCGGUGACGGGAUACGCGAUAAUCGGCCUGGCGCUGUUCGUCUUUGUACAGGCGCGCAAUGUCUACCCGCAGCUACUCCUUGCAAGGAUAUUCUUUGCCAUUGGUGCGACGGCUGCGGCAACCAUGGUAACUGCUAUCCUCCCAUCGCUAACCGAUGAAACUGGCCCGGCAGCAGAGCACGUCCGCAAGCCAUCGCAACUUGGGAGGCCGAGCGUCGCGCUGUCCGUGGAUUCCGAGGUGACCAUUACCCCUGAACGUUUUCGAACCAGCGCCGGGUAUACACCUUCGGGCGAAGCUACGCCAAUCAGCGGCCCGCAGAGAAAAGGGAAGCCGUCGGUUCUGGCUGGCUAUGUAGGCCUGUUCACCGGCUGUGGCGCCCUCGUUGCCCUCUCGUUGUUCCUUCCGCUGCCGGCCCGCUUUGGACGCAUUGAGGGCGUCACCAUGGCUGACGCCGUGAGGUAUAGCUUCUAUGUCGUCGGCGCCGUUUCCUUCUUGGUAGCUAUCUUCGUCUUCAUCGGGCUGCGCGGUAUCAGGGGUGAGGAAGGGAAAGGAUGGAGGAUGCUGCUCGGCCUGCGCGGAUCGACGCCGCAAGGUGUUGGCUCAGAAUCUUCACCUGCGCCGAAGAACAAAAUCCUUCCCUACUGGCACCUCCUCAAAGACUCGGUACGACUUGGCUUUACCGACUCGGAAAUCGCCCUUGGCUAUCUCGGCGGCUUCGUCGCGCGAGCCUCUACGGUCGCCAUCUCGCUCUUCAUCCCACUGUUUGUGAACGCCUUCUUCAUCGGCAAUGGUUUCUGCCAAGGCUCGCCCAAUGACCCUUCGCCUGAGCUCAAGAAGGAAUGUCGACAGGCUUACGUCCUAGCCUCUAUCCUCACGGGCGUCGCUCAACUACUCGGCCUUAUCUGUGCCCCCGUCUUCGGCUACCUAUCCAGCAGGAGCGGCCGAGUCAAUUGGCCAAUCAUAUUGGCUACUACCUUCGGGAUGGUAGGCUACAUCGCCUUCCCUCAGCUUUCCAGUCCCGAGUACAAAGACGUCAAUGGGCGUGGCGGUAGCCCAGUCGUCUUCCUGCUUGCUGCUCUGAUAGGAAUCAGCCAGAUCGGCGCUAUUGUCUGCAGUCUGGGCUCGCUGGGCCGAGGCGUUGUCAAGGUUGAAAUAGUCAACGUGCUCUCUACACCAGAUGCAGACCAAGAAACGCUGAUUGAAACUGGCGAUGGCCAGAAUGAGACGGCGCCGCUGCUAGAGAACUCGGCCGAAUUGGCUGAGGACACUGUGUCAAGAGUCCGCCUCAAAGGGUCCGUCGCGGGCGUAUAUUCGUGGUGUGGCGGCGCUGCGAUUCUGCUUUUGACCAAGAUGGGGGGUUACCUGUUCGAUGUGUGGUCUACAGGGGCUCCUUUUUAUCUGAUGGCUAUCUUCAAUGGUGUAUUAUUGCUUGCAAGCAUUGCUAUUGAUGUCGGCCGGGCUGCAAGGAGGAAACGAGCUGUGCUUUCGGAGGGCCACCUGAAUCUAAGUGGAUAG
This is a messenger RNA of Canariomyces notabilis, 1984 nucleotides long. RefSeq lists its product as uncharacterized. The coding region runs from base 194 to 1984 and encodes 596 amino acids. Gene Ontology annotation, biological process: transmembrane transport. Lineage: Eukaryota; Fungi; Ascomycota; Sordariomycetes; Sordariales; Chaetomiaceae. The record is from RefSeq and is a predicted model, not a curated record. Gene Ontology annotation, molecular function: transmembrane transporter activity. The transcript has 3 exons.